AUUUUGUUGCAAAAACUCUGUAACGUUCUGCGACAAUGUCGCCGCAAUUCUGCCACGGGGACUAUCAGAUUGCUAUUCUUCUAGAAGACAAAUAUUCUAGUUCUCAUAUCGAGCGAUGAGUUUUACUUACAAGAAUGGAUCAAUAAACAAUCAAAUAUACAAAUUCCUAAACUAACUUCAAGCAUAUCGUCAUAAUUAAAGCAACUUUCACAAAGGAAACUUAUCGAGUGGUACAAGAAUUAGCCUGGUGGUAGUGUAUUACUGAUAAUGUAAUGGUUUCUAAUUUACCAUCUUAUUACUUCGACAAAAAAUAACUUGUAAUUGACAACCUAAAAAAUAAUUUGUUAAUUUAUCUUAUAUCUUAACUUUUCGCAUUUAUUCUAUUUCAGUAUUACAACUUCACAAGUUUUGCUUUAGCUCUGAACGAAUUGCGAGAUAAUAUGGUUCAGGAACUUCCCAAGACAGACUCGAGGCUAAGACCUGAUAUACGAAAGUUAGAGGAAGGAGACGCAGAGGGAGCUGCAAUAGAGAAAUCAAGAGUAGAAGAAAAACAGAGAGAAGCUCGAAAACAAAGAAAGAAGAAAAAGGAAACCUAUAAUCCUAAGUAUUUUCAGAAAGGGAAAAAACCUUACUUAAAGGAUGAAGUAUGGCUUUUCAACAACCGAUAUUGGUCCAGGAAUUUCGAUGAUUGUCCAGAUAUAUUCUAGAAAACUUCCUCAGGUGAUGAAGAUUACAAGUUUCAACGUUAUAGCUAUAUGUGAAAGUUAGACAAAAAGAGAAAGCUAUUUUAUUUUGUUUUAAACAUAGUUGAAUGCUUUCACAGAUAGCAUGCGCUGUGUUCAAUAAUUAGUAUUCUUUGAAGAGCAUGAAUUUAUUUCAUAGCUACACAAACUACAUGGUGCUUUAUUGCAUAUUGUUGAGAUGUAAUUCUUUAAGAUAUUAUUUACAAUAAGCUAUUUUAUUCAAUGAUAGUUAAUUUGUCUUUCAUAAUUGUGUGCAUGAUUUGCAGCUGAUUUUAUGGCAAUAAAAUUUUAAAUGAAUAAGUUUAUGACAAUUAAAGAGAAUAAUCAAGAUAUGAAUUUAUUAAUGAAAUCUCAAGCUAUUAGGUUUAAUUUUAGGCUAUUUUCUUCCAAUAAAAUCUCAAGCAUUGUAAUAGUUUUAGAAAGUAUAUAUAAACAAUCAGAUUACUUAAUAAUAAUUUAUUUAUGAACUAUAGAACAAUUAUUUAAACAGCAAUUUCAGAAUACUUUCAACCAACACAGUCUAAAUUAAAACAGUUUUGGAAACUAAAGGUUAUAAAUAAGAUAUUACCAAUUUACUUAUCAAAUUUAAAGUUCCAAGCUUUUAAUAAAAAGAAAAAAAAAAUAUUUUCAGUAAAUGAAAAUGAA
Molecule: messenger RNA, 1388 nt
Organism: Parasteatoda tepidariorum (common house spider)
Lineage: Eukaryota; Metazoa; Arthropoda; Arachnida; Araneae; Theridiidae
Product: oxysterol-binding protein-related protein 2
Cellular component (GO): cytosol; perinuclear endoplasmic reticulum; plasma membrane
Molecular function (GO): sterol binding
Source: RefSeq, a predicted model, not a curated record